This is a messenger RNA of Neopelma chrysocephalum (saffron-crested tyrant-manakin), 1587 nucleotides long. It is a transcript of the gene XXYLT1, whose product is annotated as xyloside xylosyltransferase 1. The record is from RefSeq and is a predicted model, not a curated record. The coding region runs from base 20 to 871 and encodes 283 amino acids. Gene Ontology annotation, molecular function: UDP-xylosyltransferase activity. Lineage: Eukaryota; Metazoa; Chordata; Aves; Passeriformes; Pipridae. The transcript has 4 exons.
AGCUCUGCUGUAACUCCUGAUGUUUGAAUUUUCAUCGGCGUGCUGCAGCCCGUCCUCCUUUCUCCCCUGCAGCCCUAGUGGGAUGUGCUGCAGAGAUUGCCUCCAUGCUGGGCUGAGGUUCAGGAAAUCCGGGCUGCAUCCUGGCCCUGUCACAGCCUGCCUCCGUAGCAGGGAGCAAGCCUUGGUCCUUGGGGUAAUAGUCCAUGAUGUGAAUGAGCUGACAGAAAAGCUGUUUCCCAUCGUUGAAGCCAUGCAGAAACACUUCAGCGCUGGAUCAGGGACCUACUACAGCGACUCCAUCUUCUUCCUGUCGGUUGCAAUGCAUCGCAUCAUGCCCAAAGAAAUAACACAGAUCAUCCAGGUAGACUUGGACCUGAAGUACAAGACCAACAUCCGAGACCUGUUUGAUGAGUUUGACAAUUUCCCAGAGGGAGCAGUCAUUGGAAUUGCCAGGGAAAUGCAACCAGUGUACAGGCACACCUUCUGGCAGUAUCGCCGCGAGAACCCCCAAACCAAAGUGGGGGAGCCCCCUCCUGAUGGGCUGCCAGGCUUCAACAGUGGUGUCCUGCUCCUGAACCUGGAAGCCAUGAGGCAGUCCAAGCUCUACAACCAGCUGCUGGAGCCCACCAUGGUGCAGAAGCUGACAGAGAAGUACCACUUCAAGGGCCACCUUGGGGACCAGGAUUUCUUCACUAUGGUGGGGAUGGAGCACCCAGAGCUUUUCCAUGUGCUUGACUGCACAUGGAACCGGCAGCUUUGCACGUGGUGGAGGGACCAUGGAUACAGCGACGUGUUUGACCAGUACUUCCAGUGCAAGGGUGAGGUCAAAAUUUACCAUGGGAACUGCAACACCCCAAUCCCUGAAGACUAGAACACCCACCACCCCUGGGAGCAGCUCUGACUGCAAAAGCCUUAGUGGCUGCACCAGCAGUCCCUCGGGAAGGGUGACCUGUUGCAUCCCAGGGGAAUCUCUGGGGAUCCCAAGAGCGUUCAGUAUCCCACAGCCUGUAACCUCAUCCCUUCAGGAGUUCAGUUGCUGGAGCAGGAUAUCCACAGUCACUCUGUCCAGAUUAGCUCCUGGCUCUACUUGGGGCAAGUCCAUGGUGCCUCUCUGUGCCACAGCUGCUGGGACAUGGGGACAGCCAAGGGGCCAUCAGAGCCUGCUGCCUUUGCCCAUGGCAGGGUGCAGCUCCCUGGGUGCUGUGCAGCCUUACCUUGGACGGUCAGCAGGAGCCCACAGCAGGCACUUGGAUUUUGUUUGUCGUUCCUCAGUGGCCCAUUUCUGCACCUCAUGCAGAGCACUGGUCUGGUCCCUCCGGAGAGCAGACACCGUCCUCAGGUCAUCUUCCUUUCUAAGCAUUCCAGAAAGGCAAGAAGGCUUUAAAGACUGAAAAACUGCUUUAAAUUGGGUUACUUACAAACAAAAAUUGAACGCUAGAUGAGCUUUAAAGCCGUCCAUUGGUUCUUCUUAGCAAUAAAAGCUUUACUGCCUUGUCCUAGAAGCGUUCAGUGAGCGUGUACCAGUACAUUCAUUUUUCUAGCUUUGCCUCUAACCUUUUGUACAGAAAUAAAGCUGCAGAUGUCAGA